CGCGCGGGUGCGCGUGACGCUCGGGCUGCCGGGCUGCGCGGCCUGGGCGGCGUCCCUCUGCUUGGGGUCCCCAGCCACGACAGUGAGCCGACUGAAGGGGGUUGGGGGACAUUUGCUGGGCUGGGUCCUGUUCCGCCGCGCCGAGGAACAGACGACGCCACAGUUUCUGGUGUUGUCCGCCUGUGGCCGGUGCCGGAUCCCGAACUGCCCUCUCCUCACCCAGGUGCAGGGGCAGCCAGGGAGGAGGAGGCGGGAGGGGCCGAGAGCAGGGGCAAGGCCAAGCCAGGCGGCCUCACGGUGAUCCAUCGGUGCCCCACUGACACAGGCUGAGGCUGGGCGCUCCCGGUGUAGCUGCGUCCAUUCGGGGGCUGUAGAAGCCGACGGUGGCUUCGGUGGCUUCGCUGGACAGAGGAAACCCCGCCUCGGUGGGAACAGCGGGAUGUUCGAAGGGCGCUGGUCACGGAGGUCCCUGGGAGCAGAGGCCAGGGGCAGGGAGCUUGAAAAGCAGAAGGGCCCCACACUCCCAGGGCGCUCUACCCAUCUGGGCCCCUCGGCUGCCACCGGCCCAGAGUGGGGGGCCGUGACGCCAUAAUCCCUUGGGCCCAGGGCUGGAGGCUGUGAGUGGCACCGCCGGCUCCCGCCCCCGGGUCCCGUGGGCUGGGCCGGCCUCGGUGCGGCUGGGUGCACGCAGUCAGAGGCGGCGCCGGCCAGGCCGCCGGGCGCCUAUGGACGCGCGGAGCCCGCUGUCUCCCCGGGCCAGCGCGUUCAGCAUCGCCUCUCUGGUUGCAGCAGAGGCCGUAGAGCGCACAGCUCGCCUGGGGCCCCGGUCCUCCGACCAGGCAAAGCUUCGCCGGCUGCUGGGAUCCCCCGCCGGGAUGCACUUCAGCACCGUCACCAGGGAUAUGGAAGCCACCAGCGCCGCCGCCGAGCCCGAGGGCCCAGGGGCCAGCUGCGCGGCUGCCGCCAAGGCGCCGGUGAAGAAGAACGCGAAGGUGGCCAGCGUGAGCGUGCAGCUGGAGAUGAAGGCGCUGUGGGACGAGUUCAAUCAGCUGGGCACCGAGAUGAUCGUCACCAAGGCCGGCAGGCGCAUGUUCCCCACGUUUCAAGUGAAGCUCUUCGGCAUGGACCCCAUGGCCGACUACAUGCUCCUCAUGGACUUCGUUCCUGUGGACGACAAGCGCUACCGGUAUGCCUUCCACAGCUCCUCCUGGCUAGUGGCCGGGAAGGCGGACCCUGCCACACCAGGCCGUGUACACUACCACCCUGACUCGCCAGCCAAGGGUGCACAGUGGAUGAAGCAAAUUGUGUCCUUCGAUAAGCUCAAGCUGACCAACAACCUGCUGGAUGACAACGGCCAUAUUAUUCUCAACUCCAUGCACAGAUAUCAGCCCCGCUUCCACGUUGUCUAUGUGGACCCACGCAAAGACAGUGAGAAGUACGCUGAGGAGAACUUUAAAACCUUUGUGUUUGAGGAGACUCGCUUCACUGCGGUCACUGCUUACCAGAACCAUCGGAUCACGCAGCUCAAGAUAGCCAGCAACCCUUUCGCCAAAGGCUUUCGAGACUGCGACCCGGAGGACUGGCCCCGGAACCACCGGCCCGGCGCGCUGCCGCUUAUGAGCGCCUUCGCUCGCUCGCGGAACCCCGUGGCCUCCCCCACGCAGCCCAACGGCGCAGAGAAAGUUGGCCCAGAGGUCCCAUUCUGCUCCCAUCACCUGUCUCCAGGUAUCUAGCUGCCAACUCAGGAGCACAAGAACUUGGAUUAGAAGGGACCUCAGAAAUCUGGUCCAGGGACCCUAGACUCUUCAGCCCUUGAAAAACAAUGGAUGUACAAUGGAUGAAACAGGGAAGGGGGACGCUGAGUUUGCGGAUUAUGGAUAGGAAAUGUGUGUGCUGCUGUGGGCUUUGCCCCCGUGGCUGCGGACUUGAGCAGAAUCCAGUCCCCCACCUGUCUGCACAUCAGAUACCCGACAUGUCUAGUCCGCAAGGAGAAGGUCACGUGCUUCAUGAAGAACUUUGUCUACUCCCAUCUGAUGGAGUGGUUACUCCCAAGUUCUAGAUGAGCAGCUGCAAGCUCCGGAUGUCCAGGAGCUCACCUCAGAACCCAAGAGUCCUCGCUCCAGGAGGAAGGUGCCAAGUGCCCACCCUUCAACGAUACAGGUCCCGUGGCUACCAGCAAGGUCUCGGUUUAAUGUUGAAGUGGGGUUCCCUGGGGGUUGGCUGUGUUUCCUUCAUUGUGGCCUUUGUUUGAAAUUUCCAAAAUAGAAAAAAAAUAUCAAUGGUUCGGUAA
Molecule: messenger RNA, 2290 nt
Organism: Suricata suricatta (meerkat)
Lineage: Eukaryota; Metazoa; Chordata; Mammalia; Carnivora; Herpestidae
Gene: TBX1
Product: T-box transcription factor 1
Exons: 9
Coding region: 726-1733 (335 amino acids)
Biological process (GO): regulation of transcription by RNA polymerase II; cell fate specification; positive regulation of DNA-templated transcription
Cellular component (GO): nucleus
Molecular function (GO): DNA-binding transcription factor activity, RNA polymerase II-specific; RNA polymerase II cis-regulatory region sequence-specific DNA binding
Source: RefSeq, a predicted model, not a curated record